UCCUCUUUGAAGAUACCGGAUUCGAGCCUUCGUGCUAUCUCUUUUUCACACCGGUCGAAGUUGAUCCUCUAUUGGUACAGAAAAAUACUAUAGAUGAUUCACAAAAGUAUACAGUAAAAUUAAAAAUAAUAUCGAUUUUAUUAUAUCUUUAAAAAAAUAUAGAUUUCGUUUAAUAUUACUAAAAUUUUGACAUUUUACCCGAAUAUUUUGUUACCGGCGAUGUAGUACAUGCUGUCAGCGGUGGGGUGUGUGAAGGAGACAAAUAAUCAGGUGGUAAAGUCUCGAAGGCUGCGGAGGCGGCCAGUUUGACCAUUUUUUGUUGGGCCGCUGAUUGUGAAAGAUUACACUUGAGAGUCGAAAUACAUCUUUACAUCACACGUCAGUGGGCACUGCGCUGUCUUCAAAGUAACACGGAUUAGACACACGCAGUUUCAUUUUACGCAAUUAUGCCUGCGUGUGACCUGUGAUAGUGAAAGACUGAAAUAGUGAUCUCUAUAAACUCUGUAUGUGUAUGGACUAAUUUGGUGUUUGGAGCUGCGUGUUUUUCACAAUCAGUUGUUACUGUAAUUUCAAUGGCGGUUUCAACAUUAAACAUGACACCGUACUUCACAGGAUACUCUUUUCAAGGUCAGGGUCGUAUGAAUCAGUUGGGUGGAGUGUUUAUUAAUGGACGUCCAUUGCCGAACCACAUCAGGCUGAAGAUUGUGGAGAUGGCAGCAGCAGGAGUGCGUCCUUGUGUCAUCUCGCGGCAACUACGCGUCUCGCAUGGCUGCGUUUCUAAGAUUCUCAAUAGAUAUCAGGAAACUGGUUCCAUCCGGCCUGGUGUUAUCGGAGGAUCGAAACCAAGAGUGGCAACGCCUGAAGUAGAAAAUAGGAUAGAAGAACUGAAGAGACAAAACCCAGGUAUAUUCUCCUGGGAAAUUAGAGAUAAACUAAUAAAAGAAGGCAUCUGUGAUAAAAACACAGCUCCGUCAGUCAGUUCAAUUUCGAGACUAAUAAGAGGAGGCAAAAGGGACGAAUCAGAUCCUAGAAGAAAUCACAGCAUUGAUGGUAUUCUAGGGCCGUCGUCUUGUGAAGAUUCAGAUACUGAAUCAGAACCUGGUAUUACGUUAAAAAGGAAGCAACGGAGAUCUAGAACAACAUUCUCUGGAGAUCAGCUCGAGGCUUUGGAGCGAGCAUUCACUAGAACUCAGUAUCCAGAUGUUUACACAAGAGAAGAACUGGCACAGAAAACUAAACUCACUGAAGCAAGGGUUCAGGUAUGGUUUUCUAACCGAAGAGCACGACUGCGGAAACAACUCAAUUCACAACAACUUAGUGCUUUUAAUACCAUGUCAUUGCAAUCAGCGUUUCCUUCCGUCCAUCAACAGUAUGAGCCCCCUUCGACCUUCAAUACCCAAUGUGCAACAUGGCAGCAGUCAUAUUCAUCAGCUCUGGGGUCAAGUUCAGUUCUGAAUUCAGCGCUUGCGCCCUCUCUCCACCAAUCUCCUUUAACGGCCCCAUCUGUUUGCCAGUCAGCGCUAGCAGCAUCGUCAUUGCAUCCACCUACAUCUAGUUCCUUCUCUACCGGAAAUCUAACUCCUUUAUCGCAUUCUUCUGAACUUGCAACACCGUUGCAACCACCAGCAGAAGCCACACCGCCCAGUUCGAGUCCAGCAACAACAACUCCAUCUGCAAACCAAAGUAGUGGAAUUACAUACCCACACUCGAGCUAUUCAAAUCCGAGCGACGCAGUUACACACUCUUAUGGUUAUGGGGAUUAUUCAAAACAAGAACAUGCGAUGUCAGCUCACAAUCAUUGGGCUUCAAGACAACUCAGUGCUCAUCCGCAGAACAAGUUAGCAGAAGUUGGUGCUUGGCCAGAAAACUAUAGUUCCUUUUUCGGCACGAAUGCAUCACACUAUGCCUCACAUGCCCAUUCCCCGACGGAGGCUAAGUCUGGGUAUCCUUACUUAGGGCAACUUGGAGGAAUGGAUAUGGGACGAGUUCACUAGUGAAAUAUUCACUGGUUUUAUUCAGAUGGCAAUAAAUAUUACUUAGUAGUAAAAUACAUAUUUGUAAAUCUCAGUCAUAUUGUAAAAUAAUAAAAAAAUAUUAAAUGGUGCCUUAAUACAUGGUUCAAAUUAGAUACUGUAAACAGAAGAGUAAUAUGAAGUCAGUCAUUUUAUUACAUUAAAGGUAUGGGAGGUAAUUGAAUGUUCCUAUUAUAUGGAGAUAUAGCGUGAUGAUAUCGUCACGCUAGUAUAUACUAAGCUUAAUCGAAAUCAUUAGUAUUUUUUGACGCAGUUUUCUACUAGUGAAAUAUAACAUUUAUCUAAAAAAAAAUAUGAUAAUCAAACGUCAAGAAAAAAAUAUUUAGACUUCCGUAAUACCUCAAAUAUCAUCGUUUCUCAAUCCAUGUAUUUUUAUUAAAAAAAAAUCUAAUUCACUGGUAAAAUAAUCUCUUAAAAGGGUGUUAAUAAUUUAAAUUUCAUGUAGUAAAACAAUAUGAACUCUCCUCCACGAUUUUUACACGACUGACCGAAAAAGUAGAGCAAUGUUUUCAAGGUUCAUCUAUGUAUAUUAAUUUCUUUAUUCAACCAUAACUUCUAAAUACCUAUCGAUCACACAGCGUUAUUUGUAGAGAAAGUCUUGUACUAUAUUAUUUUAUCUAAAUAUUUUGCGGCUAAUUUUAUUAGUCUCACUAUUUGUAUUAUACAGCUUUAUUUAGAAUAAUUUUAUAAAUAUAUAAUAAAUUAAGUUUUAUUGUAUUAUUUACGGUUCCUGAUAUUAUUAUACUAUUGCAACGUCAUUUAAACUAUAAUUAUAUAAAUUAGUUAUAUUUAGAUAUUAAAUGUUGUUAUUAGUUUGUAAGUUGUUGAAUAAUGAAUCUGUAAGAAACUAAAAAUACUGUAAGUAAUUUACGUAAUUAUAUGAAUGUGAAAUGCCUUGCUUUAUGAAUGCCUUGAUAGUAAGUAAACUAUGAAAUGUAUUAUUACCGUCUCUAAAAUGAUUGUAACAUAUAUUUACCGAUUCAGUAGCAUUUUGUAAUAAAGUAUCACACAUAUCUUUUGGUCUUAGUCUCAUUUUACUUAUAAUACUUAUCGGUGAAAUAUAGAAAUAAUAAAAUGCCUUAGAUGACAUGUGAUUUUAUAUAAAUAUAGAUAUUUAUUUUAUUGAUACUUUACUGCAUAUUAGAAAUAGCCAAUAGUUUGAUAAUAAGCACAUUUGUAUAAAUAACAGUUACAUA
Messenger RNA from Galleria mellonella (greater wax moth), 3229 nucleotides. It is a transcript of the gene gsb, whose product is annotated as protein gooseberry. Lineage: Eukaryota; Metazoa; Arthropoda; Insecta; Lepidoptera; Pyralidae. The record is from RefSeq and is a predicted model, not a curated record. The transcript is spliced from 6 exons. Gene Ontology annotation, molecular function: RNA polymerase II cis-regulatory region sequence-specific DNA binding; DNA-binding transcription factor activity, RNA polymerase II-specific. Gene Ontology annotation, biological process: anatomical structure development; regulation of transcription by RNA polymerase II. Bases 573 to 1994 code for a protein of 473 amino acids.